AUGGAUUUUCAUUUUGCAACGGCGUGGGAGCAGGUAGCGGACCUCUACCCGAGUCGCACCGCCGCAAUUUGUGACGAUAAGGCGGUGUCCUGGCGCGACUACGAACAACGUGCGGCGAAAAUUGCGGGCUUGCUGCAGGCCCAUGGCCUGGGUGCUGAUUCCAAAGCGGGUCUGUAUCUGCACAAUUCCAACGAAUAUCAGGAAGCGCAGUUUGGUCUGUUCAAAAUUGGCGCGUGUCCAAUCAAUGUUAAUUAUCGCUACAAAGCCGACGAGCUGGUGUAUCUGCUGGAUAACUCAGACGCUGAAGCGGUGUUUUUUCAGGCCUGUUACGCCAUGCGGAUCUGGGAAAUCAAAGAUCGCUUACCGAAGGUGAAACUGUUUGUGCAGGUCAAUGACGGUACGGAGGCGCUGCUGGACUUUGCCGUCGACUACGAGCGCAGUCUGCGUGAUGCGGAACCAGCGCCGCGGCAGGCGCGUGAUCCGGAAGGUGUUUACAUGCUGUAUACCGGCGGCACCACGGGGAUGCCCAAAGGCGUCAUGUAUCCUGUGGGGCAGUUUGCCGGUUUUUUUAUCACCAUGGGCGCUACCGGUCGUGGCCUGGAACCCCCGACUUCUAUGGCGGAAUAUGAAGCUUUUCUUGCGUCAAUUGAACAGCCGCCCAUCAACCUUGUGGGUUGCCCCCUGAUGCACGGCACCGGUGCCUGGUUGGGUGGGUUCCUGCCGAUGUUGAUGGGUGGCACCGUUGUCACCACUUCAAAGUUAGGCCUGGAUCCAGAUCUGCUCUGGGGUUUAACUGAAAGCCACCAUGUGACCGAUCUGGUUAUUGUGGGUGAUGCAUUUGCCAAGCCGCUGCUGGCGGCAUUGGAUGGCGCUGAGCAGCGUGGCACACCCUAUGACCUGACCUCUUUGAAACAGAUUACAUCCAGCGGGGUGAUGUGGAGUCAUGAGACAAAACAGGGUCUUUUGCGGCAUCACGAUAUGAUUCUGGCCGAUAUCAUGGGCUCCUCGGAAGGGGGCAUGGGCAGUUCGAUCACCACCCGGGAAGCCGCCGCACAAACGGCAAAAUUUCAGCUCAAUGAAGGGGUCCGAGUUAUUACCGACGAUGACCGUAUCGUGCAGGCGGGAUCCGGUGAAAUUGGCAAAAUUGCAACCUCCGGUUUUGUGCCGUUGGGGUACUACAAAGACCCGGAAAAAUCCGCGGCCACCUUUCGUGAGGUGGAUGGGGUUCGCUACAGCUUCCCCGGUGACUAUGCAACUGUAGAGGAUGAUGGGUCUAUCACCCUGUUAGGGCGAGGUAGCGUGUGUAUCAACACGGGUGGAGAAAAGGUCUUUCCGGAAGAGGUAGAGGAGGCGGUAAAACGUCACGGGUCAAUAUUGGAUUCGUUGGUGGUUGGCGUACCAGACGAUCGUUUUGGUGAGCGCAUCGUUGCGGUUACCUCAACACGUGAAGGUCAGAGCGUCGGCGCGGAAGAUCUGAUUGCCUACACCAGGGAUCAUCUGGCAGGUUACAAGGUGCCAAAAGAGGUCUUGUUUGUGGAUACGGUCAGACGUGGGCCCAAUGGCAAGGCAGAUUACAAAUGGGCCAAAGCCACCGCUCUGAAAGCUGCAGGAUUGUGA
Molecule: messenger RNA, 1617 nt
Organism: Symbiodinium necroappetens
Lineage: Eukaryota; Dinophyceae; Suessiales; Symbiodiniaceae
Source: the annotation of a GenBank genome assembly